AGUCAAGCGAUGCAACCAGAUGUCCCUAUUCUAUCAUUAUUUCUUACUUUACCGUUAGAGAUUCCGAGAUAUUUGUUAUCGGAAUUAAAAAACAUUGAAAAAUAUACAAGUGCUCAACAUAAAGAUAGACCAGCUCUUGAAAAAUGCAUUCAAGCUCUAAAUGAAGCACUGAACAAUCAGUCGUCCCCGAUCCCUCCUAAUGACAUAGACAGUGUCAAUAAUUUAAUUUUAAAGGAUAUGAGUUAUCUUUCCAACACUCAGUGUCCUGAGAAUGACCAUCAAUCGAAAAAGAAUACCUCUCAUAUUUUUGAUACAAACAAGACAUUACCAUCUACUGGUGAGGCGGUAGACAACGCAGACUCACCUGUCGUCUAUCCGAAGAAAAGCGUCACUGAGAAUACACAAUUAGCCAAACUGAUGAAGUAUCUGCUACCGCCACUAUUUCCAUAUCCAAACGAUUCAGAAACAUUCAGUCCAUCUGAAUGGUCUUCAGUUAAUCAUCAUAUAAUUUAUAAAAGUUAUCUUUUAUGCACUUUGUGCUCAAAACAAUAUCCUGAUUUAAUUAAAGAGGAUGUAUCCUAUCGUGGUCCUGUUUUUGCAUAUUUACUAAAUGACGCCCUUUUGUUGGUUGUCUCUGAAAAAGAUGUACUUGAAACUUGUCGACCAUCCUGUUUAGCUUAUGAACCCAUACUCCUCGAUUCGAUUGCUUUUCAAGAUUAUGAAAUAUCAGCUUUAUCAUUUAUGCUAAAACUUAAAAAUGGCACAACAUUUCAAUUCGAUUGUACAACAUUUGAAAUUAAACUAGUUUGGAAGACUCUUAUUGAACAACAGAUGACUACAACCGAAUAACUGAUCUAUUAAAACUCCUAGACUGCUAGACUUAUUUUAUUCCACAUUGACAACUUCAUGUGAAACUGUUCAGUUCAAUUCCUUCAAAUCUCUCCCCCUUUGUUGAUGUAUAGAUAUUUUGAAUUUGAUGCUUUUAUUUUUUUAUAUUUCAUAAUUAUACUACGUGUAAGUUAUAGUAGGCAUGUUUCAAUCCGCGCUUUCUUUCCAAUGGUAUUUUGAGUAAAAUCAAAAAAAGAAAUUCUUGCUUUUUCAAUCUAUUUCUACUGUUCUAAUUACAAUUAGUGAAUACUUCAGUUUUAAUCAACUCCAGUGUGAUUUAAAUCCUAUUUUAUUAUGUGAAGAAGAUAUAUAAUACUAUCAGGGUGGAGAGAACUCCUUUAACUUUAUUUCGUUAACGUGUAGUGCACGACGAGAACUCCUGUGUAACCUAGUCACUCUUCUCAAUAGUACUCAAUUCCAGUCGAGCUUUAAUAUAAUGUGCAUUAAUGACAUUCGAAGGGAUAUUUUGCAUGUCAGUCGAUUUGUCAUUCUUAUCAUCUUACCGCUUUCACGUGUGUGUGUGUGUACAUGCACACAUCUUUGUGAAUUCACGUAUAUUAGAGAAUUUCCAGCAACCUCUUUUUAUUCCUCAUUUAUUUUCAAAGAUUUUC
This is a messenger RNA of Trichobilharzia szidati, 1499 nucleotides long. Lineage: Eukaryota; Metazoa; Platyhelminthes; Trematoda; Strigeidida; Schistosomatidae. The record is from the annotation of a GenBank genome assembly.